AUGGGCGCGCUCGUUGCCUCUCCACGCAGCGAGACCGCGUGUGCACCCACGCAGGGUGGCUCGUGGCUCGAAGCUCGCGGCAGUCACUCAGCCUCGGAUAAAUUCUCUCGAAGAUCGUCUCUUCGAAGUUUUCACGUAUGCUUCGGCGCGUCUUCUCUCGCUUUGUUUCGCGAUUCACGUUCUCGCGCGAGUUCGAUUCGUUGCUCGGUUCUCUUCACCGAUCGUGACCGACGCCUUGUUUUCUGCACGCGACGACGCUCCUUCAAAGUGCGUGCUACCAAGGUGAUCGUGAUACCGCGCAAGACAAUGUGCGUGACAGCCACGCCGCUUAGCGCGACCAAAAUACUGAAGGAUAGUGCGAGACACCCGGCAAGGACUAGCAUCGCGACCAACGUACAGGUGCAGGGAUUAACAGGGGGCACGAACAAUGUCGGCGACACGGACAGACCGCAGCACACGUCGAUCAUGAUGGUCCGCAUGAUCGGCGAUGAAUUCCUUACGGAGGAAAGGGACCGGAAAUACCACGCCGACCAUUACACGUGUUGCCCGCCGCCUCUCUUUAUCAUCCUCAUCACUCUCGUGGAGCUGGGUUUCUUCACAUAUUAUACGGUGGCGAUGGGAGAAGUAAAUCCUUCGGGGCCGGUACCAAUCGACAGUGUUUUCAUUUAUAGACCAGACAAACGUCUCGAGCUCUGGAGGUUUGCGUUCUACAUGUUCCUUCAUGCUGGGUGGCUUCACCUGCUAUUUAACCUGGGAGUACAGGUGGUCGUGGGACUUCCUCUGGAAAUGGUUCACGGAAGUCUGAGGAUCGCGGCGGUUUACAUGGCUGGAGUUCUUGCCGGUUCUCUGGGUACCUCGGUGUUCGACACGGACGUGUACCUGGUUGGCGCCAGUGGGGGCGUUUACGCUCUCCUCGCGGCUCAUCUUGCGAACGUCCUCCUCAACUAUAAUAACAUGGAGUUCGGCAUUGUUCGAUUAAUAGGCAUCUUCGUGAUCGCGAGCGCCGACGUGGGGUUCGCGAUCUACGACAGAUACGCGGCCGAGCAAAUGGGCCCGCCCGUUUCGUACGUGGCGCAUCUGACCGGCGCGUUGGCGGGACUCACGAUCGGCCUGCUGGUGCUGAAGAACUUCGAGCAACGGCUUCACGAGCAGCUGCUCUGGUGGGUGGCUCUCGGCGUCUACGCGGCCUGCACUAUCUUCGCGAUCAUGUACAAUCUCAUGCAUCCAGACUAUCCAUGACGCGAGGUCAGCUUCGCGUAUGGCCAACCGCGAAAUUCGUAACGCGAAGCUGACUAAUCAAUCGAUCAACAAGAAGAAACGCGGAUAUGAAGAAAAAUGAAAAGAUAAGUAAUGGAGCGAGGAGGAUUGUCGAAACGAAUCCCGGUGAAGAUUCUCGCAAAGGAUUUCGAACUGUUGCGCGAGAAGAAGAAAAGGAAAAACGGUGUAAUGGAUAGAAAUUCGAACUGGAGAAGCCUCUGUUUCCGGUUCCACAGCGAUUGUUG
This is a messenger RNA of Eufriesea mexicana, 1502 nucleotides long. RefSeq names its product protein rhomboid-like. Gene Ontology annotation, cellular component: membrane. NCBI's taxonomy places the organism in Eukaryota, Metazoa, Arthropoda, Insecta, Hymenoptera, Apidae. The record is from RefSeq and is a predicted model, not a curated record. Gene Ontology annotation, molecular function: serine-type endopeptidase activity.